Molecule: messenger RNA, 696 nt
Organism: Ascochyta rabiei
Lineage: Eukaryota; Fungi; Ascomycota; Dothideomycetes; Pleosporales; Didymellaceae
Exons: 3
Coding region: 1-696 (231 amino acids)
Source: RefSeq, a predicted model, not a curated record
AUGAACAUUUAUGCCUUCAUAAUAGGGCUCAAAAGGCUCGCAAACCGCCUCGAUAAGAUAGACACUGUCGACUCACUAAGUGUGCGCGCAGCGCGGAAAGUCGUCAGCACCUCAUUAGAUUUUGAGACAACUGGCGUUGGAGGAGGAGGGGUAAAAAUCAACUCAUCUAGAUUCGGUUUUGUUCAUUUCAUUCUCUUCUAUCCGUUCUGCGCCUUCUUUACUCUGUACGAGUAUAUCGUGGACUGCACCAACCCAGAGGACUGCGAGGCAGAUGUGCGUCUACUCGAGCAGGUUGGCGAUGCUAUGGAACACACAAGCACAACGGCCCGCACAGAUCUGAAACCUUUCGCAGAGACCAUCAAAGCCUUGAAUAAAGUGUCGCGGGUCAUACAGGACUAUCGGCGGAAUAAGAGAGCACCGCCUGCACAAUUGCUAUCUGUAGAUGCCAAUGACACCCAACAGCAAACAGAUGGUACGGACCACCACAUGACCAUACCAGACCUUGACCCAUCCGCCUUCGAUACUUUUCCCGACUUCCCAAUGACCAUGGACGGCGAACCAGAGCCGCUUAGCUUCGUUCGUGCCAUGGAGGACUUCAUAUGCCGCAAUUGGCACGAGAGCUGGUGGGAUAUGAGCGGUGGCAUGAACAAUGGAAUGGCAUACAUGUCUGACGGCACUGCGCUCGGACAGCAGUAG